UGCUCUAAACAAUACGUCUUGCAGAUGUAAAUGCAGACGUCUCCGUGAUGUACGUGUGCUAUCAGUGUAGCCUGUAGUAUGUAGUAUGCAGGUAUUCUAAACGAAUGAAUUGGGAUUUUCAAGCGCACACUAGAGGGCGAGCACAAAACAGACCAGGAACACUCAAGAAUCUCAGCAGAGGGAGGAGAAGAAAAAGAAGAAGAAACGGGCUCUCGGUCUGUGGGGGGUGACGGACGGGCUGAGCGUUUUUGUUCCGCUGGUGGCUCCUGCUUUAACGGUGAGCAGGAGGCACAACGAUCCGACCCAGAGCAGCCCGACCCGGAAAGAGCCCGGAGGAGAGGGUCGUUACGGAUCGGAACUAAGGCGCUUUUGUUUCUCUCUCAACUCCUGCGGGUUUGGGGGCUCCAGCGGCGGCCGCGGAGACGAUCCCGCUCGCCCAGGGAAGGAGGCUGGAAGUCGGGGACGCUUCCAGCCUGCAGGGCCGGGCGCCGUGGCGAUUGAACAUCCGGAAUUUGGUGAACCCUUUGGGGCUCAGUGGAUGGGAUGGAGCCGGGACCAUCUGGCGCUGUCCCCCUCGGGCCGUACCCCCCCCCCCUGCAGCAGGUGUUCCAGGCGCCCCGCAGGCCGGGCAUGGGCACCGUCGGCAAACCCAUCAAGCUGCUCGCCAACUACUUUGAGGUGGAAAUCCCAAAAAUGGAUGUGUACCACUAUGAAGUGGACAUCAAACCUGAUAAGUGUCCUCGACGGGUCAACAGGGAGGUUGUGGAGUACAUGGUCCAGCAUUUCAAACCGCAGCUCUUUGGUGACCGAAAGCCAGUGUAUGAUGGGAAGAAGAAUAUCUACACUGUUUUAGCGUUGCCUAUAGGCAGUGAAAAGGUAGACUUCGAGGUGACCAUCCCUGGCGAGGGGAAGGAUCGCAUCUUUAAAGUGUCCAUUCACUGGCUGGCCAAAGUGUCGUGGCGGCUGCUGCAGGAGACGCUGGUCAGCGGACAUCUGCAGGUCCCACUGGACUCUGUCCAAGCCCUCGAUGUGGCCAUGAGACACCUGGCCUCCAUGAGGUACACUCCAGUGGGACGCUCCUUCUUCUCCCCUCCUGAAGGCUACUACCAUCCUCUGGGUGGAGGCAGAGAGGUGUGGUUCGGUUUCCAUCAGUCUGUUCGGCCGGCCAUGUGGAAGAUGAUGCUCAACAUUGAUGUAUCUGCAACAGCCUUUUAUAAAGCUCAGCCUGUCAUUGAGUUCAUGUGUGAAGUUCUGGACAUCCGUAACAUCGACGAGCAGCCGAAGACGCUUACUGACUCACAGAGGGUCCGUUUCACCAAGGAGAUCAAAGGUCUGAAGGUGGAGGUUACGCACUGUGGUCAAAUGAAAAGGAAGUACCGCGUCUGUAACGUCACAAGACGUCCUGCUAGCCACCAAACGUUUCCCCUGCAGCUUGAGAGCGGACAGACGGUGGAAUGUACCGUGGCUCAAUACUUCAAGCAGAAGUACAACCUGCAGCUCAAAUACCCCCACCUGCCCUGCCUACAGGUGGGCCAGGAGCAGAAACACACCUACCUGCCCCUGGAGGUGUGUAAUAUUGUAGCAGGGCAGCGGUGCAUCAAGAAACUGACAGAUAAUCAAACCUCCACCAUGAUCAAAGCCACAGCGCGAUCAGCACCAGACAGACAGGAGGAGAUCAGCAGACUGAUGAAGAAUGCUGACUUUAAUCUGGAUCCCUACAUUCAAGAGUUUGGAAUCAAGGUGAAGGACGACAUGGCCGAGGUGACGGGGAGAGUCCUUCCCGCUCCCAUCCUGCAGUACGGCGGUCGGAAUCGUGCCAUUGCGACUCCCAACCAGGGUGUGUGGGAUAUGAGGGGAAAGCAGUUCUACAACGGCAUUGAGAUCAAAGUCUGGGCCAUCGCUUGCUUCGCCCCGCAGAAACAGUGUCGGGAAGAGGUGCUCAAGAACUUCACCGACCAGCUGCGCAAGAUCUCAAAGGACGCUGGGAUGCCGAUCCAGGGUCAGCCGUGUUUCUGUAAGUACGCACAGGGAGCCGACAGCGUGGAGCCCAUGUUCAGACACCUGAAGAACACCUACUCUGGACUGCAGCUCAUCAUCGUCAUCCUGCCCGGGAAAACACCCGUCUACGCGGAGGUGAAGCGUGUGGGAGACACUCUUCUAGGAAUGGCCACUCAGUGUGUUCAGGUGAAGAAUGUGGUGAAGACCUCCCCUCAGACGCUCUCCAACCUCUGCCUCAAAAUCAACGUCAAACUCGGCGGCAUCAACAACAUCCUGGUGCCGCAUCAACGGAACUUCACCGACCAGCUGCGCAAGAUCUCAAAGGACGCUGGGAUGCCGAUCCAGGGUCAGCCGUGUUUCUGUAAGUACGCACAGGGAGCCGACAGCGUGGAGCCCAUGUUCAGACACCUGAAGAACACCUACUCUGGACUGCAGCUCAUCAUCGUCAUCCUGCCCGGGAAAACACCCGUCUACGCGGAGGUGAAGCGUGUGGGAGACACUCUUCUAGGAAUGGCCACUCAGUGUGUUCAGGUGAAGAAUGUGGUGAAGACCUCCCCUCAGACGCUCUCCAACCUCUGCCUCAAAAUCAACGUCAAACUCGGCGGCAUCAACAACAUCCUGGUGCCGCAUCAACGCUCAUCUGUGCAGGUGGUGGGCAGUAUGGACGCUCAUCCCAGCAGGUACUGCGCUACAGUACGAGUACAGCGACCCAGACAGGAGAUCAUUGAAGACCUGUCGUACAUGGUGCGAGAAUUACUCAUCCAGUUCUACAAGUCCACCCGCUUCAAACCCACCAGGAUCAUCUUCUACAGGGACGGCGUACCAGAAGGACAGUUACCGCAAAUCCUGCACUAUGAGCUGUUGGCCAUCAGAGACGCCUGCAUCAAGCUGGAGAAAGACUACCAGCCGGGCAUCACCUACAUAGUAGUGCAAAAGCGCCACCACACCCGCCUUUUCUGCGCUGAUAAAUCUGAAAGAAUCGGGAAGAGUGGGAACAUUCCAGCAGGAACUACGGUGGACACCAGCAUCACGCAUCCGUUCGAGUUUGAUUUCUACUUGUGCAGUCAUGCAGGUAUUCAGGGCACCAGCCGACCCUCACACUACUAUGUCCUGUGGGACGACAAUCGCUUUACAGCUGACGAGCUGCAGAUUCUCACCUACCAGCUGUGCCACACAUAUGUGCGCUGCACCCGCUCCGUCUCCAUCCCAGCGCCUGCGUACUACGCCAGACUCGUGGCUUUCCGUGCCCGAUACCAUCUGGUGGAUAAGGAGCAUGACAGCGGGGAGGGCAGUCACGUCUCUGGACAGAGUAACGGUCGGGAUCCUCAGGCUCUGGCCAAAGCCGUGCAGAUUGCUCAUGAAGGCCAUUGGGUCGUAUCACCACACGCUCCCACCCGUCAUAGCCGUUCUGCAUUCUUUUCAAGCGUGCCGUUGGUAACACUGCCACAUUCCCUUCCCAACAAGCACAUUAACACAUGCCAGUAUCAUUGGCCUGACACCAGUCGGUGCAGUGAGCAUGUGGGCAUGCCGGAAAACGCCUUUUCCGCAGGUUAA
Molecule: messenger RNA, 3552 nt
Organism: Sinocyclocheilus grahami
Lineage: Eukaryota; Metazoa; Chordata; Actinopteri; Cypriniformes; Cyprinidae
Product: protein argonaute-1-like
Exons: 21
Coding region: 544-3552 (1002 amino acids)
Molecular function (GO): protein binding; RNA binding
Source: RefSeq, a predicted model, not a curated record